Molecule: messenger RNA, 2075 nt
Organism: Manduca sexta (tobacco hornworm)
Lineage: Eukaryota; Metazoa; Arthropoda; Insecta; Lepidoptera; Sphingidae
Exons: 3
Coding region: 70-1260 (396 amino acids)
Source: RefSeq, a predicted model, not a curated record
AUUUACAUUUGUUUGUUGCAGUGGAAGCGAGGAGUAAUCAGCAGAACUGGAUUCUAACUGAGCGACGCCAUGGACUCCGAGAGCCGAAGCGAGUCGGCUCUGAAUAGCCCCACGGAGCCGGACGUGUCGCUGGCCGCAUCACUCACUGAUCCAUUGGAGGCGCACACCUUGGAGGAGGCUAGGAGAACCAUCAGGGAUCUUCGUAUGAAAUAUCGAGCCCAGGCGCAUCAGCUGUUGACAUGGCGGCGUGCGCAUCGCACCCAGGAGGAGCUCGUCUCUCGCCUGCAGCGCGAGAAGGCAGAACAACUCAAGUCGCUCUCUAGCCAACUGCUACUCUUCGAGUCGCGGCUCGUCCGCAAGCAGAAAGAGAUCACCACCAUGCUCGCGCUUCGUGAGACAAUCAUCAUCAAGCAGCAGAAAGUGAUUGAAAGCCUCCAGGCGAAAUUACUCGAUAACGGUAUAGAAACUUCCCAAAAUAUACCCGACUUCAGAGAUAUGCUGCAAGACACCCACAUCACAGGUGACUUCGACUCCCUCAACGACUCAGAUUCGGCUGUCAUCAUGGAGGAUGCCGACUACGAUAACACCGCACCUCACAUACCGAGAUUCAGGUCCACCAACCCCGAUAGCGUCACCAUAGUCAGGUCGAUAUCGGAUGCCAUCGAUCCCAACCUCAAGUACAACGUCGUGCGACGCUCCAACGGCUUUCUCCGUAGGCCUGAGAUCCUCGAAACAGUCUACAGCGUGGAGGAAGAGGUAGACGGCGACUCCACCAAAGGCCUCAGCGCUCAGAACAGCACAGAGAAAGAGAUCAAGGAAGCCAAUAAAACUGACGAGGAGAAGCGCACGAGUUUGCUCGCUCAGCGGAGGGAUAACUUCCGAAUGAGAAGCAUGGUCCUCACCGCGGAGGUCAAGAGUAUUGAUAGCGAGAAGGACGUCAAACCUAAGAACGGUAAAGACGUGUGGUCCUACAGCUAUGUGCCAAAAAGGAUGAUGCCCGCCAACGACUCGGACGAGGAGGUGACGUCGAACCCGGAGAGCGAGGACGACCCCGAGCCGAAGUCGACACACGUGGUGACUUACAACCGCGUCAUGUCGAACCACAGGAACGUCACCAAGCCGAAGGAUGUGAAAUACAAGAGGAUCAACAAAGCCAAGUCGAAGAGCCUCGAGGAGUUGCGGGGCAGGCUAAAGAACUGGGUAGAGAAGGGGAAUAAGCUAUCGAAUAUCCCCCUGGAGCAUGCCCAGAGCUACGCAUAAAUUUCAAGUUCCUUUUUGUGUCGCGAUAACUUCGCUUAAGACUAUUCGUUGUGCAUCUCGUAGUUACAAGUAUUUAGCUCGAAGAUAUUUCGGGUUGUAAGUGCCAGCUUUACUUAACUGAGGCAGAACAUUAUUCUUGAUAUUGAACUAUUGUAAAUAGUCUCUUAUACGUACUAAUGUGCAACAUAACUAGGAUUAGAUGUUGUAGUUUGUUUUUCACCGUUUUCUAUUGAGUUUGAAUUGUUUUGUUCUUUUGCAAAUUAUCAUUUUCGGUGAAUAUUUUAAUAAUGAAUGCUUUAUUAGUAAAAAAAAUACUUUUUUCUGCUUUAAAGAGUUGUUCUACAAUAGAAAACUGUGAAAAAAUAAUAAAAACAUUUUGCGCACGACUGAUUUUGUGUAUUUCGUUUUACGUGUUAAGCUUAAUAAAAAUUAAUAUAUAUGCAGAAAAUAUUAAUGUUUGAUCGGAAUUGAUAUUCUGUGAUGAGGUUUGAGUAUUGGUUCCGUGGUCACUUAAAAAGAAAGUGCAGCUUUGUGUGAACAAUCUACUUAGGGUUUGGAGUGAAGUGACAAAAACAGCAGACGAGAAUGUUAAGUAAUAAACAAAAAAAAGAUCCACAGGGUCACGAAACAAUAAAUAUCAAUAGAGGAAUAUAAAAUCUAUCGGUUGUUUAACAAUAUAAACAGGUACAGGAUUAAAUAAAAAAUACAAUUUUAAUUUAAAAAUAAUAUGUUAUUAAAGUCUUAUUUAUUACUUUUAAUUGCAAAAAUAAGGAUUAUUCUAAAUUCCAUGUUAUUUCACUCUCAAUUAUUUUGAU